UCUCUUGCAUUAUCACGCCGUCAUCUACUUCCUGAUAGAUCAGAGCGGCAUGCAACGUGUCUGUUAAUUAAUGAUAAGAUGUUUCAUAGAGGGCAGAGUAUACUUCCCGCAGUGUAGUUUACAGCACAGCAUUUGACAGCCGGGUUUAGGAGGACUCACAAUGACCGAAAUCAACGGGGUCCAGCUGAAAAAAGUAACCCAUGCCAACGGAAACGGUGUGGACAACCAGGCUUUUGAGAUAGAGGAGGACAACAUUGCUGAUACUAACAGCUUCAAAGAGCAGACAAAAAAGACUAAAAAGGGAUUGGGAUCAUACCUAAGCAAAGUUUCCAAGCCGAUUAAUGCCACAGAGGAUUACAUCAAGGCUCACUCAAAUACCUUCAAAUACAUUGUGCUUGGAAUACUUGGAGCAGGGUAUGUGGCGUACUUCAUCGCAGCCUGUGUGUUGGACUUCCAGAGGGCCAUCGCUCUCGUGGUCCUUACCAGUUUGGCCGUUGCCGCUAAAUCAUACGAGCUUUUGAAGGAGUACAAAGGAAAGAGCAUCAGUCGGUGUUUCAGGCCCGCGGCCAGGUGCUUCAAGUCGAACCUGAGAUGGCUAAAAUGGGUUUUCAUCUUAGCAGUCGUGGCCCUGCUUGUUGUGUGGCUCGCCAUUGACACGAGCAAGCGCCCUGAGCAGCUCAUAUCAUUUGGAGGUGUUUGCAUGUUCAUCGUGCUUGUGUUCCUCUUCUCAGCGCACAGGACAGCGGUAUCAUGGAGGCCUGUGUUUUGGGGCCUUGGGCUGCAGUUCUGUAUUGGCCUUUUUGUUAUAAGAACAGAGCCUGGACUCAUUGCUUUCGAAUGGCUUGGAAAACAAGUACAGAUAUUCCUCGACUAUACCAAAGAGGGCUCGUCAUUUGUUUUUGGGCCUCUGAUCGCAGACAUUUUCGCCUUUCAGGCUUUGCCCAUCGUCGUGUUCUUCAGCAGUGUGAUGUCAGUCCUUUACUUUCUGGGGAUAAUGCAGUGGCUCAUAUUGAAGAUCUCAUGGGCAAUGCAGAUAACGAUGGGAACCUCUCCCACCGAGACCUUGAGUGUGGCAGGCAAUAUAUUUGUUGGGCAGACUGAAGCACCGCUGCUGAUCCGCCCCUAUUUGAAGGACAUGACCAAAUCUGAGAUCCAUGCUGUUAUGACUGGCGGAUUUGCCACAAUUGCAGGCAGUGUCAUGGGGGCAUUCAUCUCAUUUGGGAUCGAUGCAUCUUCGUUGAUAUCAGCCUCUGUGAUGGCUGCUCCUUGUGCCUUGGCCAUCUCCAAGUUGUCUUAUCCAGAGACAGAGGAGAGUCUCUUCAAGUCAGACAAGAACAUCAAAGUGGCUUGUGGAGAUGAACAGAACAUUCUGGAGGCUGCUAGCAGCGGAGCAUCUGCUUCAAUAGGUCUCGUUGCUAACAUCGCAGCAAACUUGAUAGCCUUUCUCGCCAUCCUCGGGUUCAUAAAUAAAGCUUUGAGUUGGCUCGGAAGUAUGGUGGGAUAUCCCUCAAUCACAUUUCAGUUAGUUUGCUCAUACGUGUUUAUGCCUGUGGCCUUCAUGAUGGGCAUACCAUAUGAUGAGAGCUUCGUUGUGGCCGAGCUAAUUGGCACUAAGCUCUUCCUCAAUGAGUUUGUGGCUUAUGAGAAAUUAUCUGCACUGAAGGAAAAGAGACUCAAUGGACUUGAUGAAAUUAUUGGAGGUGAAAGACAGUGGAUAUCUAUCCGAUCAGAAAUAAUCACCACCUAUGCUCUUUGUGGGUUUGCCAACUUCAGCUCAUUGGGUAUUGUGAUCGGUGGCCUGUCCUCCAUAUGCCCGUCAAGAAGAGGCGACAUCUCGUCUCUAGUGCUGAGAGCCAUGAUCACUGGGACUUGUGUAUCUCUUGUCAACGCUUGCAUUGCAGGGCUCCUUUUUGUUCCUCAGCCGGACUGUGUGGGGCUGUUCAAAGAGUCUGUUUUCAAUGCCACAGAUGGAAACAUUCAAACUUGCUGUCAGGACCUCUUUCAAAGCACUGUAAACAAUGGGACCAUCUGGUUUGAAGACCCAUGGAGCAACGUAGCAAAUGUCAGUGUGUUUUUCUCUAAAUGUUGUCAGUGUUGUGGCCUCUCUGAUGUGCCAGUUUGUAUGUAGCGUGGAAAAAUACAUAUCAGUGUCUGUUUUUGUACUGUUGUUCAUCUCUCCAUGUUCAUAUAUCUGUGUCACAGUUUAUGUAAAAAUUUAAAGCUUCUAUGCACAUCUUUUCAAGCUGAAUGUAUCUUACAUGUAUUAUACUGUAAAUUAAUUCAGACACAUGCUUUUAUUUAAAGCCCAGCAUUAAAAAGGACAGACCCUUAACAAACAUACCUCAGGAAAUGUUCAAGCAUCAACAGUUUGAUGAAUGUAAAUAUUUCUAAUAAAGCUGGGUGACUCAA
This is a messenger RNA of Lates calcarifer (barramundi perch), 2409 nucleotides long. RefSeq names its product solute carrier family 28 member 1 (gene slc28a1). The record is from RefSeq and is a predicted model, not a curated record. Gene Ontology annotation, cellular component: membrane. Gene Ontology annotation, biological process: nucleoside transmembrane transport. Gene Ontology annotation, molecular function: nucleoside:sodium symporter activity. Lineage: Eukaryota; Metazoa; Chordata; Actinopteri; Centropomidae.